Anopheles stephensi (Asian malaria mosquito) is the source of this 2596-nucleotide messenger RNA. RefSeq lists its product as uncharacterized. Lineage: Eukaryota; Metazoa; Arthropoda; Insecta; Diptera; Culicidae. The record is from RefSeq and is a predicted model, not a curated record. The transcript has 2 exons. Bases 1323 to 2111 code for a protein of 262 amino acids.
CCACGCUUUGGAAGGUGACACGAUAUAAAGCCGGUUGAAUUUAUUCCGUUUGUUUACUUUUUCACGCUACCCACUAGCGUUGAAGCGGGCUAGUGGAAGUGUUGGUCGAUUCAUGAGCAAUAAGCGAUCUGUGAGAGGUGGGUUAGAAUGUCGGGGAUAAGAUAGUGACGUCUCGCCUGUAAAAAAUGGGUGUCUUUUAUCUUGCAUUUAAUUCAAUAGUGUGACAUUUACUAGCCGAUAAUGAUAUCCAUAUUCGUAAUUGGAUUCUGUAUGUUUGCUCCAUCGCUAUCGCUCACUUGACAGACGUACAAGUGUUCUCCAGGGACGCAGUUGCAUUCGAAAGUAAACACUCGUUAGCGUCUGUUUAGCGUUAGCUACAUAGUGUUUAGCUGUAGUCACCUUCAACCAUUCCAACCUCAUGUACGCUCUACCAAAGCCAUCGUCCUGUAUGCACCUCACGUUACUGUACCACUGUGUACCAACAAACUUAAAAUGGCACAAACGAAUGUAAGAAACACUCGAAAGAACGACGACCAGCUUGCGAUGACGAGAAAUUUCAACAAACAACAUGAACAUUGACAAAAUUGAGCUAACGAAACGUGGGAAAACACCGACAUUAGGCAGGUGCAAAUAGAAUAUGCAAAUAAGGGAAAGGGUCCAAGUAAAGCAAAAAACUACCUAGAGACCAAAAAAACUUGUUUGGAAGCUUUUUCCUUGGAGCAGAAGAAGUCCAUGAACACGCGCAUUUAUUUAUUCUGAUAAAGUAAAAAAGGAAAAUGGCACAAGACAUAAAUUUUGGAUUAACUUUCUCCUGGCUGGUGGAAAAUUCCAGCGAUUUUUCCCCGAGUUACACAGCUAGCGUGAGGAGUCCCGUAGUUAGUGUUUAGUUUGUUUUGUUUUUCCCUUCGCUGUUUUGUUGUUUAGUUUGAAAUUUCUCGUUUGAUCGAUUAAGAGCGUCUCGUUCGUUCGGGUUCAUCGUACGCUAGCGGGGAUGAGCUCUCUUCAUAUUUUUUCCAGUGCCAUUUACUGUGUUCAUAGUUGUUCCCUGUUCACGCGAUAGGAAAGUUUUUCAUUGAGGCUUUUUGCAUGAAAAUAAAAUAGUACCGCAACGUCAAUCUAGUGCUCACCGAUCAAGCGUUUCGUGCGUUUGACGCUAGAUGGCGCACCUGCCGCGUGUCAAGUGUUUCAAGUUCAUGGGUGUGAAAUUUCUCAAUCAUCAUCGCUGCGAAAGUGCGUGUGUGUGUGCCUGUUUUCGUUUCCGUCCUUCGAAGGUGACAUUUUAAGUCUCUUGCCUGCAGACACCUGCACGAAAGCGGUACGCAAUGAAUUAUGGACGCAAAACACCGUCGACGUACCGGUCGACACCGUCGGUAUACUCCCACAUCACCAGCCGCUCCCAGUCGAACCUACACUCGCAGCGGUCGCGAUCGAUGAAGUCCGUCAUGAUACCCUGGUACCAGAAACCGAUCCUGCACAACAACAAGUAUCUGGACAUACAGCGCGGUGCGUUCAUCAUGGGACUGUUCUCGAUCUUCGUGGCAAUCUUCACGAUCGGUACGGCCGUGUUUGAUGUGUACUGCUUGGCGUUGGCAGCGCCCGGAUCCUCACACUACGGUUACUACAUCAUCUCGUACGAGUUUGUGUACGUCGGGAAUGUGCACAUUCGGAAUGCGCUAAUGGUGGCGGCCCUGUUCUCGCUGAUCGGCGGUCUGGUGGUGCUGGUGACGAGCAUUAUGCUGGUGCACGCACUGCGCAAGGAGUACGAAUCGAAGAUUGUACCGUGGCUGUGGUCUUUCGCCAUCUUCACCCUGUUCCGGCUGCUAGCGUUCCUGUUCUUCUCGAUCGUGAACGAUCUGAUCUUCGCCUACAACAUACUGAUCACGCUGAUCUGGAGCGUCGUGAUCGUCGCAUCGAUCUACGGCUGGUUGAUGGUGUACUCGCUCUAUCUGGAGCUGGCCGAUCUGACGAAGCUGGAGGAUCUGGCACACCUGCGAAUGGGUACGAUGCAAUCGCUGAACGCUUCCGUCGCACACUCGCUGGCCGGUUCGCGGCCCACGACACCGCACAGUACCGUCUCGACCAUGCCGGUCGGUGACACGAAGUUCAUCUGAACCAUUUGGCCAUGCAAGCAAACGGAUUCCGUCCCCAGCCAAUCGUCCAAACGACCCCCGUACAAACGACCGAAUGACAAUAACGCCAGUCUAUAGGGAACAAGUAAUAAUCAUAAUCACGCACAACACAAUCGAAAGCAGCGCGCAAGUUAGUAAGCGUAUAGAGGGCGACAAGUUUCUAAUGUGCCUCCAGCGUUCUUGGAAACCGUGUGUUUUUUUUCGACAAAGACGGAGCGAGAGUAUCUUUCUUUCUUUCUUUUUUUAAUCGUUUAGUUUCGUAAUAGUGAUAGCUCUUAAGUUGACGGUUUUAUUGUGCAAGUGACUUCAGCUGUCGCAGUCGAGGUGUCUGCAGGCGACGAACCCCGUGCUGCUGCCGUUCGCUCCGGAGGACAGUGUGUGAAGUUUAUUUUUGCGCGAACGUUUUGUUUUAUUUUAACUACAUUCCAACAACAGUGAUCAAUAAAUUAUUGAUUUCUCGUAACGAA